This is a messenger RNA of Aedes aegypti (yellow fever mosquito), 1804 nucleotides long. RefSeq names its product zinc transporter ZIP11 (gene Zip48C). Gene Ontology annotation, molecular function: zinc ion transmembrane transporter activity. The record is from RefSeq and is a predicted model, not a curated record. The transcript has 4 exons. The coding region runs from base 415 to 1476 and encodes 353 amino acids. Gene Ontology annotation, cellular component: membrane. Gene Ontology annotation, biological process: zinc ion transmembrane transport. NCBI's taxonomy places the organism in Eukaryota, Metazoa, Arthropoda, Insecta, Diptera, Culicidae.
CGAUUGGUGAAAUACAGUGAAACAGGCGGUUCUUACUAGUAAGCGUUCCCACUGUGUGUGCCAUUCAUCGCAGUAUUGUGCGUCGAACAUCGGCCCUGAUUGGUGUGUCUUCUUCAGUCGCACAUCGUUGGUUACUGGAUGAGACAGGGAAGAGCCGAUCCCAUCGGAAGGAGCAUGACUGUGUAGGGCAAAUCAGUUCUCUGGAAAAACAAUGGAUACUUUUCCGGCCGCGUAGAACAUUUUCAUUGAUCCACUGGUGCAGCCACCGGAAGAAGUAAAGGACCACGACGAAACGCUUGGUAACAAUCCAGAAGAUUUCCAACAUUAGCUCUUUGAGGCCGAUUAUAUGACAUUUGCUUAUCCUGUCAAUCCCACACACUAGAAGACACACCCACUAGGUGACCAGCCACCACCAUGAUCCAGGGUCUCGGUUCGGUGACGCAAGCCCUGCUCGGCACCUUGCUAACAUGGGGACUCACAGCUCUCGGAUCCGGAAUGGUGAUCUUUCUUCGAGGUAAUCAACGCAAAUCGUUGGACAUCUCGCUGGGAUUUGCCGCCGGUGUCAUGAUUGCGGCCAGUUUCUGGUCCUUGCUGGCUCCGGCCAUCGAACUGGCCGAAAGUUCCAACAUGUACGGAAGCAAGGGCGAGUUUGCAUUCAUUCCGGUUGCGGUUGGAUUCCUAUUGGGGGCGAUCUUUGUCUACGGGACGGAUAAGGUCAUUUCGUUCUUGGGAAUCAACAGCCCCACGAUGAUGAUUGCGCUGACACAUGCCAACAAGGACAAGGCAGACAUUGCGAUCGAUGAUCAAGUUUCGUCGCUAGAACAUGGACGCAGUUCGUACGCAGGUGUUCCUCCAAACCCGCAGGAUAACUCGUUGGCAAUCGGUAUGGAGAGCUUUGCGGAUUGUUUGAAUGCUCAGCAUGGAAAUGUUUCUCGCAAGCGCAGAAAGGGAUCGGUUAAGGAGCAAUCCACGUACACGAACACCAGCCAAAGUCAGAUCGAUGCACAACUGUCCCAGUGGAAACGAAUCAUGCUGCUGGUGGUGGCCAUCACUGUGCACAACAUCCCGGAAGGUUUGGCCGUCGGAGUGAGUUUUGGUGCUAUCGGAACAACAGAGUCGGCCACCUUCGAGGCGGCACGAAAUCUGGCCAUCGGUAUCGGCAUUCAGAACUUCCCCGAGGGUUUGGCAGUGAGUCUACCACUGCACGCUGCCGGGUUCAGCCUAGGGAAAAGUUUUUGGUAUGGUCAACUGUCCGGAAUGGUUGAACCGAUCUUCGGAGUCUUGGGUGCUGUCGCCGUCAGUGUGGCGAGCAUCAUUCUACCCUACGCCCUGUCCUUUGCCGCCGGGGCCAUGAUCUACAUUGUGGCGGAUGAUAUUCUACCGGAAGCGCAUGCCAGCGGAAACGGACUGAUUGCCACCUGGGGAACGAUAGCCGGUUUUGUGGUGAUGAUGUGCCUCGACGUUGGACUUGGAUAAGCUUCCGGGCGUUGGUGCUUCACGCGGUUAGAACGACAACUAAUAAGAUAAUCUACUUUGACCGCAACAUGCUGAUGUGAUCCAAAAACUGUUGGAAUGUACUUUAAUCGAUUAAGUAUUAAUUGUAUUUGUUUAGAAUGUUACGGAAAACCAUUGGAUAUACAAAUAUUAGUUGAUUUCUAGAAGGCCACGGAAGGUCGAUGAGAUAUGCCCGUUUGGGUGUAGGAACAAAUGCGAAGAAAACAUCAUUUUCCCGAAAUUUUAUUUUAUUACUAUGAAUAACAUGUACAAAUGAAACCCAUUUUUAGAAUCUAGCUAUGAACCCUUA